Messenger RNA from Colletotrichum fioriniae, 762 nucleotides. Lineage: Eukaryota; Fungi; Ascomycota; Sordariomycetes; Glomerellales; Glomerellaceae. The record is from RefSeq and is a predicted model, not a curated record.
AUGUCGUUCGACAGAUUGAUACGAUUUGAAGACGCGGAAGGCGUUGAGAAAUAUGGCAAUAUUGACAACAACGUUCCGGCGUCGGAGCUAGUCGGAAAGACGGUGCAAGUAGUUUUGGGUACUCUGGAGUCUGGCUUUAACGUAUCUGAUGAUCAAGCCGUAGUGGGCAAAUUCCAACCGCCCAAGAAGCCUGUAAUCUUUGCAACCCCUCCCGACCGGCUCGCAGGACCGCUGGACGAUAUCAAGAUCCAUCCAGACGCGCAGGAGCUACUUGACUACGAGGGUGAGCUGAGCGUUGUAAUCGGCAAAGAUGGAUUCGACAUCAGCGAAGAUGAGGCACUGGAUUACGUUCUUGGUUACACCGUAAGCAACGACGUGUCAGCGCGUAACCUUCACGCACUUGACGUCUCCGGGUAUCAAAUGGGAUACGCAAAGUCGUUCGACGGAUUCGGACCUCUUGGGCCCAGCCUAGUGUCCCCUAAGCUGAUCUCCGACCCGCAAAAUUUGAAGCUGACGACCAGUGUGAAUGGAACCGUCCGCCAAAGCAGUGACACGUCUCAGAUGAUUUGGUCAUGCCGCCAGCUCAUCUCAUUCGCGUCUCGCGGUCGCACGUUGCGUCGAGGAACUGUCAUUAUGACCGGAACGCCGGAGGGCGUAGGAUGGCACACCAAUGGCUGCUUGAACGAUGGUGAUGUGGUUCAGGUCGAGAUCGAGAAGUUGGGUCAUAUCAAGAACAAGAUGGUCUUCCAAAAGAGCGACUGA